Molecule: messenger RNA, 1020 nt
Organism: Dichomitus squalens LYAD-421 SS1
Lineage: Eukaryota; Fungi; Basidiomycota; Agaricomycetes; Polyporales; Polyporaceae
Product: thioredoxin reductase
Exons: 4
Coding region: 1-1020 (339 amino acids)
Biological process (GO): removal of superoxide radicals
Cellular component (GO): cytoplasm
Molecular function (GO): thioredoxin-disulfide reductase (NADPH) activity
Source: RefSeq, a predicted model, not a curated record
AUGGCACCCACCAACGUCCCUCCCACCACCGUCCCCAAGAGCAACAAGCUCCACUCAAAAGUCGUGAUCAUCGGCUCCGGACCUGCAGGGCACACAGCAGCCAUCUACCUUGCCCGCGCGAACCUCCAGCCGGUCCUCUUCGAGGGCUUCAUGGCCAACGGCUUCGCGGCCGGCGGUCAGCUCACCACUACAACCGAUGUCGAGAACUUCCCCGGCUUCCCCUCAGGCAUCCUCGGGCCCGAGCUCAUGGACAAGUUCCGCGCACAGUCGCUCCGCUUCGGCACGCAGAUCAUCACCGAGACCGUCGCGAAGGUCGACCUCUCCGCGCGCCCCUUCCGCUAUUGGCGCGAGUUCCAGGAGGACCAGGAGCCCGAGACCGCGGACACGCUCAUCCUCGCUACGGGCGCGAGCGCGAAGCGGCUCCACCUCAAGGGCGAGGACAUCUACUGGCAGAGCGGCAUCUCGGCGUGCGCGGUGUGCGACGGCGCGGUGCCGAUCUUCAGGAACAAGCCGCUGGCGGUCAUUGGUGGGGGCGACUCUGCGGCCGAGGAGGCGACUUACCUGACGAAAUACGGCUCGCACGUGUACGUCCUCGUCCGCCGCGGCGAGUUGCGCGCGUCGAAGAUCAUGGCAAAGCGCCUGCUCUCGCACCCGAAGAUCACCAUCCUGUGGAACACGGUCGCGGUCGAGUGCCAGGGCGACGGCGACCUGCUGAACAACCUGCGGAUCCGCAACGUGCUGACGGGCGAGGAGAAGGACCUGGCCGUGAACGGCCUGUUCUACGCGAUCGGGCACGAGCCCGCGACGCAGCUCGUGCGCGGGCAGCUGCAGACGGACCCCGACGGGUACAUCGUCACCGUGCCCGGGACGACGCAGACGAGCGUCAAGGGCGUGUUCGCGGCGGGGGACGUGCAGGACAAGCGGUACCGCCAGGCGAUCACGAGCGCGGGGAGCGGGUGUAUGGCUGCGCUCGAGGCGGAACGGCUCAUCGCGGAGGAGGAGGAGGGCAUCGAGGACUGA